AUGCAGAGUACGCCCCCCGAGGUGUCUAACUUUGCCAACGAAAUAGUAUUUGUUCUCCUGUGCUCCAUGGGCCUUCUACUCUUCGGGGUAUUUCUCGGAGACGUUCUCGUGAAUCAACUCAUCUUUCCCCGCGCCCUGCAUGUCACCGAGGGGAGUACACCAUGGCUGGUGGGUUCGUUCUUGUUAGCGAAUGGAGUGGCUGUGAUCAUCGCCGGGUCGGUGGCUGACCUCUCGGACCCGAAACCGCCUAUGACACUCGCCUUCGGCUGGCUAGUCAUCUGGAAUCUGGUCUUGGUGUUCAGCAUUCGCCCAGGACGCGCGGUCUUGUUCUUCGUGGCGCGGUCCAUGCAGGGAGUGGCCGUGGGGGUACUCCAGGCCUCCUCCAUGAGCCUCCUGGGCCGGCUGUAUGCACCCGGGGUCCGCAAGAACCGGAUCUUCUCCCUGAUGGCGGCGAUGGCUCCCAUCGGGUUCUUGAUCGGCUGCCUCAAGGGUGGUGCGCUGGCGGCCCAUCUGCCCUGGAUCUUCGCCGCAAACUCCAUCCUCUGUGGCCUAUGUGUCCUCGCGUCAAUUUGGUGCAUUCCUUCAUUUGCACCCCAGCAUAAUAGUACAAUCCUCAAGGACUUCGAUGCCAUGGGGGCCGUCUGCGCCGCGGCAGGCUGCGGACUCGUGAUCUUCGGCCUGACGCAAGGCGCGCCCACCGGCUGGCAGCCAUAUACGUAUUCCAGCAUCAUCGCCGGGAUGCUCUGUUUUGGGCUGUUCUACCUGGCCGAGCAGCGGGCCGCACGCCCGUUGAUCGACAACCGCCUCUGGACAACUCCCGGGUUCACCUCCUUGGCAAUCUCCUACUUCCUAGGCUACGGCGCCUACAUCGGCGGCUGGAUGUUCUACGCCGUGCGCUUCUUCCUCUCCACCCAGCAGAAAGCCCCCAUCACAGUCGCACUAUACCUGAUCCCCAACCUGGUGUCCGGAGUCGCAGCCACCUGGGUGGUCUCGCGCACGCUGCACGUCGUUCCCGGUCACUGGCUGCUUGCCGUGGGGAUGAUCGCUUUCACCAUGGGCCCGGUCUUCUUCCUACCGCAGACCGCCCACACCACCUACUGGGCGCUGGCUAUGCCGGGAAUCACCCUCGUCACAUUCGGGCCGGACCUGACCUUUGCCGCUGCCUCCAUCUUCAUCACCUCAAGCGUGCCGAAAUCCUUCCAGGGCGCCGCGGGCAGCUUGUUGGUGACCAUCCAGAAUCUGUCUGCGGCCAUUGGGACCGCUCUGGCGGAUACCGUUGGGCAGCGCGUGAAUCCCGGCGCGGGGUAUGAUCUGGAUUUGGGGGCUUUGCGCGCGAUCUGGUGGCUUAGUCUGGGGAUGGCUGUCGUGGCUGCACUUAUUUGUGCUAUCUUUGUGCGUAUUCCGAAAGCAGAGGAGAAGGAACAUGUUCUCUGA
This is a messenger RNA of Aspergillus aculeatinus CBS 121060, 1434 nucleotides long. RefSeq names its product MFS general substrate transporter. Gene Ontology annotation, biological process: transmembrane transport. The record is from RefSeq and is a predicted model, not a curated record. Gene Ontology annotation, cellular component: membrane. NCBI's taxonomy places the organism in Eukaryota, Fungi, Ascomycota, Eurotiomycetes, Eurotiales, Aspergillaceae. Gene Ontology annotation, molecular function: transmembrane transporter activity. The transcript has a single exon. The coding region runs from base 1 to 1434 and encodes 477 amino acids.